UGGUCAAUGCGGACUCAUCGUCGUGCCACCAUCCAAUUUCGCGGCAGCGAUUAAAUACCAAAAAAAAAAAGAAAUUGGCAUAUGUUUAAAGUGCAAAGUGAAAAUAUGAAAGAAUUGGCAUAUGUUUAAAGAAUCAAUCGAGUUCUCAAGAUGAUUACAGUUAACCAGCACCUUGUGUAACUGUGCAUGUGUGUGUUCGUGUGAGUGUGGCGUCUAGUCGCUGUGCCAGUCGUUCGGGGCUAAGUUUUUACCGCUGUCUCGAGCCAUUCGCCGCUAAAAAGUUGCUCUUUUGGUAGAUUUUCUGUGUUAAUCUCGGACUGUUGCAACGUAAUUAAGAUUCGGCGUUAUCUCGCCAGUACGUAUACUAUACCACAUCAGUCAUCCCGCCGUUCCCGGGAGUGUGGGAUCAAAGUAAUCAUUGGGCAAGCACAGCAUCAAGCAGGCCCUAACACUAUCGCUGCUGCGCGCAUCUUUGCAACUCUUGGAAUUGAUAAAUGCAUAUGUAUAUGUACAUGAGUGUAUGUGUUUGUGUGUAUGCGCUAAACAGUUCAAUAAAUACAUAGACGUGUAUCAGAACUGAGCGCGUGAAUUGAUGAUUGAUUGACUGAUCGAUUGAUUGACUGACUGAAUAUUUAUAAUGAUUGCUGGCCAGUAAACCGAAUCAACAAAAAAGGAAUCAGCAUCAACCACAAUUGUUUAGCAUUUGUUUUGUGUCGCAGAGAGAGGCGAAGGAAUAAGCGGCCGAGAAGAUGGCGCGUCACAUAAUGGCCGUUUGUGUGGUCUGCCUCCUCUGUGCCCAUCGCCUGCAUUGCCAGGAUCAUGUGGAGAGCCUGCUAGCAGGCGCCACAGUGAAGCACAGCGAGGAGCAGCUAAAUGCGCGCGUCUACGCCAGACUCUCCAGUCCCUCCAGUGAAACCACCGAUCAGAGACAGCAGCUAGCUAUCGACGAUACCCAAAAUUACAGCACAAGUCCGCCCUCGAGAAGAGACAAGCGGCAUGCGGAGGAGCAUGGCCAUGGUCACGGCCAUGGCCAUUCCAAGCCGCAAGUCCCGCAGAUCACCAGAUACUUUCUAGACAAGCUGAUGGCACAGCAGGAGGCGAUGGACAGCAGUGGCUUCAACAGUUUCCUGCAGCAGAUCAAUCUGCCCUCAAUGGUCGCCAGCGAGGGAACCUGCGUGCCUGCUAGUCGCCUGGUGCAACAUGUCCAGCCCCACGAUCUCUCCCAUCAUAGUCACAGUCACAGCGAGGAGCCGCAGGAGACGGAAGGACAGGAGCUUCAGCUAAAGAACUGCACCCUAAGCAACAAUGGCACCAACUCCAAUGUUGUGUGCGCUCCCCAGCUGCCACAGAACAGCAGUAGCAAAAGCUUAGAGGCCAGCACAAACUUUACACUCAGCGAGCGAGAUGUGCUGCAUCUAUGUCCCGUGCUGCUGCACGAAUUGUGGGCACAAUCUGGUGGCUGCAUAGAUCUAGAUGUGCUGGCGGAGAUUGAUAGCACGGAGCAGCUGCUGGGAGCAGAAAAAGAAAUGUUCUAUGUGUGGGUUUAUGCCUUCAUUUCGGUGUUUGCAUGCGGCAUACUCGGCCUGGUCGGCGUGGCCAUUAUACCCUUUAUGGGUUCCCGGUAUUACAAGUACAUAAUCCAGUAUCUGGUGUCGUUGGCCGUGGGCACAAUGACGGGCGAUGCCUUGCUUCAUUUACUGCCGCAUUCGCUGGCUGGACAGGAUGAGCGUGGCAUGAUCAUGAAGGGUUUGGGCUGCCUGGGCGGCAUCAUUUUCUUCUACAUAACAGAGCAUGCUCUGACCAUGAUCUCCGAGUGGCGCAAGAGCGUGGAGAAGAAGGAGACCAAGAAGCCAUCGCGUGCGAAGGUGAUGCGCGAUCCGGACUCAUCGGUGAACAACUCUGGGGCUGGUGAUAAGAUAUGCAAGCAAAAGUACAGCUCCUAUCCGUACUGCUACGAUGAGAUUACGAUGAACAACAAGCAGAGCGAGUGGAUGCAUCUGCCAGGCGAUGGUGUGGCCGCCGCUGCGGCAGGAGCAGGCGGCGAUGCGGCUUCCGCCUCUGAGUUACGCAAUGGACUUUCCGAUCACGAUGGCUCCAGCGAAAUGGCAGCUGCCGCAGAGUCGCUGCUCUCCACGCUGCACACAAACUGUGUGGAAAUGAACCACCACAAUCACAAGCAUAACAACCACCAGCAGCAUCCGCAUCAGGAGGUGCAGGAUAACAAUACGAUUGUCACGGAUCUGGAUGGGAAUGCUGUGUAUGCCGCUUCGAACAGCAACAGCAAGGCGGUGGAUGGUGGCAAGGACGGGAAGAACGAUCAUGUGACUGUCAUACUGAGGGAGCACGAGUCAUCGCAUCAUGGCCAUAGCCAUCGACAUGGACAUGUCCAUUCGCCGCCAGAGACGCUGAGCGCCGUGGCCUGGAUGAUCAUAAUGGGCGAUGGGCUGCAUAACUUCACCGAUGGCAUGGCCAUUGGUGCGGCAUUUGCCGAGAAUAUUGCCGGUGGUUUCUCCACCUCGCUGGCCGUCUUCUGUCACGAACUGCCGCACGAGCUGGGCGACUUUGCCAUUCUAAUGAAGGCGGGCAUGUCGGUGAAAUCGGCUGUGUACUACAAUCUGUUGACUGGUGUCCUCAGCUUUAUUGGCAUGAUCUUUGGCAUUGCGUUUGGCCAGUCACAGGAUGUGGCCCAAUGGAUGUUUGCCGUUGCAGCAGGUCUGUUCAUAUACAUUGCCCUGGUCGAUAUGAUGCCUGAAAUAUCGGCCUCACACAAGUCGCUGACCCAGUUUCUGCUACAGAUCCUGGGCAUGCUUAGUGGCGUGGGAAUUAUGCUGAUUAUUGCACUCUUCGAGGGUGAUCUGAUGAGCGUAUUUGGCACUGCGCCGCCCAGUGCUGCUCACCAUCAGCACGUGCACUAG
Molecule: messenger RNA, 2915 nt
Organism: Drosophila guanche
Lineage: Eukaryota; Metazoa; Arthropoda; Insecta; Diptera; Drosophilidae
Gene: foi
Product: zinc transporter foi
Exons: 6
Coding region: 750-2915 (721 amino acids)
Biological process (GO): zinc ion import across plasma membrane; intracellular zinc ion homeostasis
Cellular component (GO): membrane
Molecular function (GO): zinc ion transmembrane transporter activity
Source: RefSeq, a predicted model, not a curated record